Morchella importuna is the source of this 309-nucleotide messenger RNA. RefSeq lists its product as uncharacterized. The record is from RefSeq and is a predicted model, not a curated record. The transcript has a single exon. NCBI's taxonomy places the organism in Eukaryota, Fungi, Ascomycota, Pezizomycetes, Pezizales, Morchellaceae. The coding region runs from base 1 to 309 and encodes 102 amino acids.
AUGUCGAGCCUCACCCCAGAACCCGGAGGAUCAAGUCUCAUAGGAGUAGCUGAUGGCUGGCAGCCAUCAGCUACUCCGGGUGAGGGGAGGGAGGGGGGAGUGGUUGAGGAGAAGAAGAGGGAGAGGAGGGAGAGGAGGAGAAGGAGGAAGAGGGAGAAGAGAGGCUCCCAAGGCAAGAAACCAAGGGAAAAACGAGGCUUGAAUCCCGAGAGCCUUAGGAUUUUGAGGUUCCUCCAGGAAGCGGAGAUGAACCCCUCAAUUCCCCCAGAGAUACUGGAUGAUGACAAUGAAGAAGAAGGAGAGAGGUAG